AUGGUGCAGAUGAUGGAGUCUCAGUGCGAGUACUUCAUGUAUUUCCCGGCGGUUCCGCUGGCGGACCUGUCGGACCCGGCUCGGUACCGGAGCCUGCCGCGCCGGAGCCACCUGUACCUGGGGGAGACGGUCCGCUUCCUGCUGGUGCUGCGCUGCCGGGACGCGGGGGCCACACCGCCCGAGCCCGGCCCCGGGGGCGGUGAUGGCGCUGCGGCAGGUUUCGGGACGGAGUCGGCCAGCAGCCGAGCGUGGAGGGAGCUCGCCGGCUCUCUGUGCGCUGUGGCCAGCGUGAGUCCAGGUGAGAGCAGCCGUCACCGCGGCAACCACCACCAGCAUCACCAUGACUACCAGAGCAGCGGGGACGAGGCUAAUGAAGAUGGCGAGGAGGACUACAUCGCAGCGGCGGAGGCGGCCAUCGCGGCGCUCGGCAGCCGGGUGGACUCCCGGUGUCGCAGCUUCAGGGACUGCAAACCUCUGCUCAUCCACAACUCGUCAGGGACGGCCCACAGGGAGUUCCACAGGGCGCCUUUUCAGUCUCCGCUGGACGAGCCGGUGGUUCUGACGGAUGAAGUGAUCUUCCCUCUCACCGUCUCUCUGGACAAACUUCCUGUCAGCACGCUGAAGGUCAAGGUGAUGGUCACGGUUUGGAAGAAGGAGGCAGAGAAAGCCGAGGUUCAGGAGCUCGGUUACCUGAGCGUCCUGCAGCAGCGAGAACCGACACAGACCUUCAGACACGACCUGAACACCUUCAAGGCUCAGGUGAGCACCACUCUGACCGUCCUGCCGCCGCCAACCGUCCGCUGUAAACAGAUGACCGUCUCCGGGAGACACCUCGCUGUCCUCAAAGUGUUGAAUGAGUCUUCUCAGGAGGAGGUGAGGAUUCGGGAUGUUCGCAUUUUGCCGAACCUGAACGCCUCGUACCUUCCCAUGAUGCCAGACGGCUCCGUCCUGCUGGUGGACAACGUGUGCCACCAGUCCGGUGAGGUCGGCAUGGCGUCUUUCUGCAGGGUGGACAGCGAGGCCUGCCGCCUUCCCAGCAUGCUCAGCGCUUUAGAGGAGCACGACUUCUUGUUCCAGCUGCACCUCAACGACAUGGGGCAGGACGACUCCAACGAGGGGCUGGAGGUUCCCCUGGUCGCCGUGCUGCAGUGGUCAACUCCCAAGAUGCCUUUCACCAAUUGUAUCUACACCCACUACAGGCUGCCCAGCGUCCGUCUGGACCGACCACGCUUCGUCAUGACGGCGAGUUGUCCCAGCACGGUGCGAGUGAAGGAGAACUUCAAGGUCAAAUACGUUCUGCUCAACAACCUUCAGGACUUCCUGGCUGUUCGCCUGGUCUGGACCCCGGAGGGUCGGGGUCUUGGGGACGAUGCAGCUCUGGCUCCGGUGGUGUGUCACUCUCCUCUCAGUAACCUCGGUCACUGUCGUAAAGGAAGAACUUUGUCGUUCUGUGUUUCGUUCCAGAUCCUCCGACCAGGACUGUACGAGGUACUGAAGCUCCGCCUCUAA
Molecule: messenger RNA, 1509 nt
Organism: Limanda limanda (common dab)
Lineage: Eukaryota; Metazoa; Chordata; Actinopteri; Pleuronectiformes; Pleuronectidae
Gene: trappc14
Product: trafficking protein particle complex subunit 14
Exons: 10
Coding region: 1-1509 (502 amino acids)
Biological process (GO): cilium assembly
Cellular component (GO): TRAPPII protein complex
Molecular function (GO): alpha-tubulin binding
Source: RefSeq, a predicted model, not a curated record